Messenger RNA from Anneissia japonica, 2678 nucleotides. Its product is annotated as adenosine receptor A2b-like. The transcript has 2 exons. Gene Ontology annotation, molecular function: G protein-coupled receptor activity. Gene Ontology annotation, biological process: G protein-coupled receptor signaling pathway. Gene Ontology annotation, cellular component: membrane. Bases 1518 to 2633 code for a protein of 371 amino acids. NCBI's taxonomy places the organism in Eukaryota, Metazoa, Echinodermata, Crinoidea, Comatulida, Comatulidae. The record is from RefSeq and is a predicted model, not a curated record.
UUAAGAUUUAAUUUUGUAUAUUUUAAAAGUUAAAUCUAAGUCAAAAUUAAAUCUUAAACACUUUAAAAAAAAAUAACCGCUCAAUCCACAGGAAUCAUGCACGGCAAGGCGCAUCUGUGUCAAAUGCUUAGGCCGAAGAAACCACCGUCCCAAGGGUCUAAUUACUAUAGUGAGUUCAGGAUUUUGGUCAUAAUGGUAAGGGGCUAUUUAUAAAUCGUGUUUUAUAUUCUUUGUAUGGCUUAUUUGUGCGUAGUGUCAUGGUGUGGCAUGCAUUAUUAUUUAGGAACCAGUUAUGAAAUCUAUUAGAUUUUGUAGCAAAUUUUUUACAUAGUGAGACCCUUCGGUCGGCCGGUCUCUCCAGUCCAAGCUGCGAAAGGGCAUCACCAUAACUAGUGAACUUAUCGGCCAGAAUGCACCGACAAACCCGAGUUUGGAUGCGCUCAAUUGCAAUGCUUUGUUGUUUAGUUAAGCCAAGCUUGUGACUUGGUUAAACUUUCACGAAAGUUUCAUUCAGGUCACUUGAUUAGUUAUUGAAAUGUCUGGUCUUGGACAUUUUCCUUUUAAUGAUUCAAAAUUUAAACAUUUCUUCAUCGAAAUAUGACAAAAUAUUCUGGGUAGUGUCAUUUAGAGCCAUUGAUUAUUUUUAGAGAUAUUUAGGUUUGGGACCUUAGGAUUUCAAUGACCCUCAAAUUCACACCUGAAUUUGGAUCGUCAGCAACACUUUAUAAUUUCUUCCUUGUAAUUUGGUUAUUAAGUUUCACAAAAAUGUCAUUCAUAUCUGUUAGUUUUUAAAAUAUCUUGUCUAUGAUGUUUGCUCUUAAAUCCCUUUAAGUGGUCCUCACAUCCACACCCUACUCCGGACCGUCACUUUGAUUUAAUUAUUUCUUUAUUGGGUUAUUUUCAAUUAAGCCUGUGAAGUCGUUUUAAAGAUAUUUCGAACAAAAUACAGUCGAUUAGCUUUACACAUAAAACGUGCACCUUUACCGCUCGAAUGAACGAACUACGUGUGUUUGUGUGCUUAUACUGGGUUUUGCCGAAGAAAUGUAACAAAACACAUUGUCAUUAAUUUCACACCUAUACGGGUGAAAACAGUUUGGUUGGGUGCUUUAGAGAGUGUUUUCCACACUAUUUAUCCCAGGUUAGAGUCCCAUGAUAUCUUUUAUUUAUUUUUUUUUUCAUCAUCUUAUAUUUAAUUGUCCGUCCUGAACUUAACAUCUUAUUACCGGCCAAGCCAUUUAGGCAUCAGCACUGCACUGAUUUUUUUUUUUUUUUCAUGGGGAAAAUGAGUGCCAAAUUUAUUCAGAUGAGAUUUAUGAUGUGGGCGGAAGUAUGCACUCUGAGAGUGCCCUCUAGUUGUAUAUUCUUCUGUAUUGAAGGAAAUUAGUAUAGUGCUUAGUGAUGUCACGUCAUCAGACUACUCUAUGUACAGUAUAAUAGCAUUUUCUGUUUCAGUUUUCAUUAUGAGAGUGCGGCUUGCUGGAAUGCGGCUUGAUUAAGUUCUGUUUUUCGACUGUAAAAUGGAUUUUACUGUCAGCCGAAACGUCACGACCAAUGAAAUUAGGGAUAAUCUAAUAUUUGUUUUAAUUGUUUAUGUACCAUUAGACUUGGUGAUCAUUUGUGGAAGCGCAUUUGUUCUCAUCGUCAUUCGCAGAACUCCAAGUUUACAAGGGCCACAGUUUACUUUACUCGCCAGCUUAGCAUUUGUUGACCUACUCACUGGGAUUAUCGCUGUCCCCAUCCUUGUGUGGGGGCUUGUCAUUCGGGGAUCUCUCCACUUACCGAACAUUGAAAACUGUCAAUUACAAUACAUCCCCAUGGAAAUUUUUGUAUCGACGUCGUUUCUUCAUCUUGUUUUUAUUACCAUGGACCGAUACGUCUCAAUAGCUAAAUCUUUAAGAUAUGAACAAAUUGUUACUCCGACCCGAGUUAAUUGUGCUAUCGCUGUCUCCUGGAUUAUAGCCUGCAUGUAUAGCGGCAUCCAAUUUCUCUGGAAAGGCAAACGGACUGAAGCUGUUUUUCUUUGCUACCAGAUGAAUCCACAAGGUAUUACAGUUCAACGUUACGUCGCAUUGAUCCUGGGUCUUACAUGUGUAAUCUUAAUGGUCAUAAUGUACUUCAAUAUUUUCAUGGUGGCAAGGAAGCAUAUGAAUACCAUAUAUUCAACAUCUCAGAAGACAGGUGGCACACAGACAACUAUUCAUAAGAAAUUUAAAGCGGCUAAGACAUGCGCAUUGAUAGUCUGCGUAUUUGUCAUUGCCUAUUUACCUUUUGCUCUCAGAGGUGUUAUCUUCAUAUUUUUUCAACGUUCUGAUAUAUAUUGGUAUGAUUUGAUGUCGGAGGUGUCGUUGUGUAUGAUUUCGGCAGUCAACCCGUUCAUCUACGUGUUCCGUCAUAGGCAAUUCUCGUCUGCUUUACGUCGUCUCAUUGCGAGACUUAGAUAUACCGCUUACGGUAGGAUAGGCGUACAGGUAAAAAAGAAGGGGACCCAGUGUCAGAAACUUUGUAAUAAACUGAAAGACGUUGUAAAAGAAUUUGGUGAUCGACUGUGUCAAAUGCUGAUGAAAGAUCAAACCUUACAAGGGCAACAGCACGCUUGCAAUCAAAAGCACAGACAAUGUCAUUAUGAAUCUUAGUAAGUGCAGUUUCGGUAUUAUGACCUACUUUGUAAGCGGAUUGAA